This is a messenger RNA of Prunus dulcis (almond), 1278 nucleotides long. Its product is annotated as phosphatidylinositol transfer protein 3-like. Bases 144 to 1121 code for a protein of 325 amino acids. The record is from RefSeq and is a predicted model, not a curated record. NCBI's taxonomy places the organism in Eukaryota, Viridiplantae, Streptophyta, Magnoliopsida, Rosales, Rosaceae. The transcript is spliced from 6 exons.
UAAUUGUCAUGAAAUUAUCAUGUUAAACCUACAUGAAACCACCAACACAUAUAUAGAUAGAAUUGUCAAAUAAAGUUGUUUCUGAUACAAGCAUUUGUAACAAACCCUGUUUUUGACCAAUUCUUACAACACUGGCACUUUGCAUGAACCUCUGCCAACCCAAAUUCACAGAGAGAGAGAGAGAGAGAGAGAGAGAGAGAGAGAGAUCUGCCAUGCAUUGCAUAUGGUGCUUACAGUUCCACCUACUUCAAAUUUCAAAACACAUACAUAUUAUAUUCCUCAGCAGUAGUAACUUGCAGUCUAGCUCUAUCUCUGUCAAGGACUCGUUUCAUAUGUGUGUGUGUGAGAGAGAGAGAGAGAGAGAGAGAGAGAGAGAGAGAGAGAGAGAGAGAGAGAAGAGUAUCAUGGAUUUUAACAUAAUGGAAAGCAGCACUGAAUACAAGGAGGAGCUGACCCGAAAUCGUCUUGUAAGAACACUUAUUGAAAGGAAAGAUCCUUCCUCCAAGGAAGUGGAUGACCCGACUAUCAGAAGGUUCCUGCAUGCGCGCGAUUUCGACAUAAGCCAGGCAUCUGCCAUGCUCCUCAAGUACUUGAAAUGGAGACGAACUUUUGUUCCCAACGGUUUCAUUUCUGCUUCAGAGGUGCCAAACCAAAUUGCACAGAACAAGAUGUUUUUACAGGGAUCAGACAAGAAGGGACGUCCAAUAGCGGUUGUCUUUGGCAAUAGACACUUUCAAGACGGCCUUAAGGAAUUCAAGCGUUAUGUAGUUUAUGGCCUCGACAAGACAUGUGAAAGGAUCCCACCAGGACAGGAGAAGUUUAUUGCCAUAGGAGACCUUGAAGGAUGGGGAUAUUCUAACAGUGACAUCCGAGGGUACCUUGGAGCUCUAUCGAUUUUGCAGGAUUACUAUCCAGAACGACUAGGGAAGCUGUUUAUCGUCCAUGCGCCGCUGGUAUUUAUGACAGUUUGGAAAAUCGUUUACCCUUUCAUUGACAACAAAACUAAGAAGAAGAUAGUAUUUGUGGAGAACAAAAUGCUGAAAUCAACCCUGCUGGAAGAGAUCGACGAAAGCCAACUUCCGGAGAUAUACGGAGGCCAACUGCCGUUGGUUCCCAUCUAGGAAAUGAACAAAAGCUCAUAUUUGUGCAGUACAACUUGUAGGCUGUACCUGAAUUGAAGUUAUUAAUUAUGCAGUCAUUAACCAUCUUGUACCAUAUGUGUUUCUAAGACCAUGAACUCAUUAUCAUGAAAAACAAGCUGAGAGACUAACAAGCAAA